AUGCACUGCAAGAGGAAGCUUAACCUUGUCUGGGUCGACUCGGAGCACUUGGAAGAGAGUGCGCGGCAGACGGAUCCAGCCAAGUUCCACAAGGCCUGGCAUGAGGUCUGCACCGCCUCGGGCAUCCUUUGUCCGGGUGGAUUCGGCACAAGAGGUAUCGAGGGCAAGAUCCUUGCUGCCAAGUGGGCGCGCGAGCGGAAGACUCCUUACCUUGGUGUCUGCCUUGGUAUGCAAGUUGCGGUGAUUGAGUAUGCUCGCCACAUUGCCGGCAUCACCAAGGCUACGUCGGAGGAGUUCGACGCACAGGCCGAAGAAAAAGCCAUCAUUUUCAUGCCCGAGAUUGACAAGACGACCAUGGGCGGAAACAUGCGUCUUGGAAGCCGACCUACCUUUUUCCAAGAUGGUUCUGAGUGGAGCAAGCUGCGCGCGCUCUACGGGGGAGCCUCAUCGGUCGACGAGCGCCACCGACACCGUUAUGAAGUCAACCCGGAAUACAUCGAGCGUCUCGAGGCAGCGGGCCUUGACUUUAUCGGCCGGGACGACAAGGGCGAGCGAAUGGAGAUCAUCGAGCUCAAGGACCACCCCUUCUUUGUCGGAAUCCAAUACCAUCCCGAAUACCUGAGCCGCGUCCUCAAGCCUAGCCCCUGCUUCCUCGGCUUUGUCGCGGCCAGUGCUGGCUGUCUGGACGAGGUGCUGAAGGAGGUCAAGAACCCUAGUACGCAGAGCAGUGGCGAGGGCAUCAACGGAACGAACCAGGCUUCUUUCUGAAGCAGCGCGUAUCAACAGGCGUUUUAGAUUUUGGAACAUUAUUAUAUAGGCAUAGGCUGUACCGGCGGCAUUUGAUGAUCAUUUCUACCCCCU
This is a messenger RNA of Verticillium alfalfae VaMs.102, 861 nucleotides long. RefSeq names its product CTP synthase. Lineage: Eukaryota; Fungi; Ascomycota; Sordariomycetes; Glomerellales; Plectosphaerellaceae. Gene Ontology annotation, molecular function: identical protein binding; CTP synthase activity. The transcript has 4 exons. Gene Ontology annotation, biological process: CTP biosynthetic process; pyrimidine nucleobase biosynthetic process. Gene Ontology annotation, cellular component: cytoophidium; cytoplasm. The record is from RefSeq and is a predicted model, not a curated record. The coding region runs from base 1 to 768 and encodes 255 amino acids.